This is a messenger RNA of Agrilus planipennis (emerald ash borer), 469 nucleotides long. RefSeq lists its product as uncharacterized. Bases 65 to 454 code for a protein of 129 amino acids. The record is from RefSeq and is a predicted model, not a curated record. The transcript has a single exon. Lineage: Eukaryota; Metazoa; Arthropoda; Insecta; Coleoptera; Buprestidae.
UAAUUACGUAUCUCUCCUUUUUUGCAGUCGUUUGACUUCAGAUGAUCACGUUCAGACGAACCCGAUGCCUGGCUGUUCGAUGAAAAUUUUUUCGGGGGAUCCCACGCAACACGAAGUUGCCGAAAGCGUUAAAAUAGGCGACCCCUUGACCCUCGUCGUGUCGAUAGACGAACAGGACACCUACGGACUGAGAGUAACGGACUGCCUGGUGCGGGACGGACUCGGAUGGGGCGAACAAAAACUCAUCAACGACGACGGUUGUCCGCUUGACAAGGAGAUCAUGGGAGUCUUCGAGUAUUCCAAGGGCAGAACGAGAGCUUCUGUGCAAUUCCAGGCUCACAAAUUCCCUUACACCGCAUCAGUUUACUAUCAGUGCAACGUCAAGCUCUGUCUAAAGUCUGAUAAUGGCUGUGAAUACGUGACGGUAAGUGUGUUGCUGUUUAAUUUUUGUUAGCGCACUGAAGUGUUA